This is a messenger RNA of Antechinus flavipes (yellow-footed antechinus), 1481 nucleotides long. RefSeq names its product fibronectin-like. Gene Ontology annotation, biological process: cell-substrate junction assembly; nervous system development; heart development. NCBI's taxonomy places the organism in Eukaryota, Metazoa, Chordata, Mammalia, Dasyuromorphia, Dasyuridae. The record is from RefSeq and is a predicted model, not a curated record. Gene Ontology annotation, molecular function: integrin binding; proteoglycan binding. The coding region runs from base 1 to 1173 and encodes 390 amino acids. The transcript is spliced from 5 exons.
AUGAAACAGACUGCUAUAUUCUGCAGCAAAAUGCUACGGGAUCCAACUACUUCUUUACAGGUACCUUCAUUACCAGAGAAUUUUGGGUUCUAUGUGAAGGAUGUUGGAACGACCCAAGUUGUCCUUGGUUGGAAGAGUUUGAAAAAAUGGAUGAAAUCUGGAUAUAAGCUGGUUAUUAAAUAUUACUUGGAAAAUUCUAAUGGGCAGUACUUUGAGACUGUGCCUCUAAAUUCAACCGAAAAAACAAUCUUGCAACUGUCUGCUGGACAUCUUUAUAGGUUUUUACUCUUAGCAAAGAACCCAGAGGAAUCUCAGAUUGUGUUAAGUCCAGUUCUGAUAGUUGAGACACGCCCAUUACAGGCAAAAAAUUUGAGAGUGACACGUGUAACGCCAAUGGAGAUAUUUUUGCACUGGGAUCCCCCAGAUGAUUUUUCAAGCACUUCUUUCCAUCAUUACUUUGUGACCAUUUUGGAUACCAAAGCCAAUAAGUCAGAAGCAUUGUCCGUGGAAAAAGUCAACACAACAACAGUAAUAGGAAACCUCAAACCUUAUCAUCAGUACCAGAUCCAUCUUUUCAGUGUUGCAGAAAAAGGAUCUUUAAGCUGCCUUGAGAAACCAAUAUUAAUCAUAACAGGUGUCAGCCCACCGCGAAAUGUUUCUGCCAAAUCUGAUGAUGUGGGAGAAGACAGUAUAAUUCUUCAGUGGGAACCCCCACAUGAUAGUUUUGAAUUCUACAUUCAAGCAAAAUCUGUAUCAGAUGCAUCUGAAACCAUUAAGCACUUAGUAAAUAACACUAACAAAUUCAAGAUUGAUCUAUUAACUCCUGGGAUGACCUAUGAUAUAGGUGUAGCAACAGUGAAAAAUGGAAAUAAGAGUGAACUCGUUACUAUUCAAAAAACUCUAAAACCCAGACCAGUUCAGAUUAUUAUCCCAUAUGAAUUUCAUAGUACUUCUGUGAUUUUAUUUGUUCAAAUGCCUGAUAUUGGUGUGUUUGAUGGCAUAUAUAUUAUAACGAAUAGAGGUCCCAAUAUAACAGUGCCUUUAAAAAGCAACAACAAAAUUACUAUUGAAAAUUUGACCCCAGGCACAGAAUACAAUUUCUUAGUUUCUACAAUCAGUGGAGACAGACUAAGCACUAUGUAUCGUGUACCUUCAGUAAAAACUUGUAAGUAAUUCAAAGUAGAGUGAAUUUUCAUUUCUGGUCUUGCAUUACAGCAUUGCACAUUCUUUUUAAUACAAUUGCCUAGCAUUUCCUAAUAUAUAAUCCCUAUGAAUACAUAUUGUGUACAAAUAUAAAUAAAACAUGAGUGAAUGUAUUAAGUAUUUCUAACCCUUGAGUCUGAUUUUUGUAUUGCCUUUGUCACUUUGGUAUAUUAAUGGCAUAUUCCCUCAGGGUAAGCUCACGGCUAAAUAGUAAAGUAUAUAAAAUAUGGUUUCAGUGCUCACUCCCCCAUUUUAUCAAACUACUCCUCUGUCUCAGU